Molecule: messenger RNA, 579 nt
Organism: Cylicocyclus nassatus
Lineage: Eukaryota; Metazoa; Nematoda; Chromadorea; Rhabditida; Strongylidae
Source: the annotation of a GenBank genome assembly
GGUUAAUGGUUGCUGCUCUACAUAUACCCUAAGCUUUCAAAAUUUUGCGCUCACAAAUGAAACUGCUACUUUCCGCCUCGCUCCUACUGGGUUUCGCUUUUUAUGUGGAAGGAGAAAUUAUCGAACAUAGACGAUUUAAACGUGGACAGCAGAGGUAUGACGCCAGCGACGUAAGUGUUCCUGCGCAAGUACAAGCAACUGUCGACGUGGAGCCAAGCGAGACUGUGAUCAAGAAAACAACAUACCGUACAUACCAAAUGCAGCCAACUGUGGUGAAGAAAUACAUUAGCUAUGGUGGUGGCUCCGUGGAUGGAGGUACCCUUGACUUGAGCAAUCUCGGUAUAAGUACGGGCACUGGAAAUCUCGGCGGGACCUUCAAAGUGAUAGGCGAUCCGACAGUACGUGUGAUACAAGGCAGUCCGACGGUAUAUCGCAGUCCGACAGUACAUCGUCAUUACAGAACAAAGGUGAGACGGGGCGAUUUUGGGAGACGAGGCUCAAUGGUGAUUAAUUACUGAAAGGAAAGGCGAAAAAAGUCACACACCAUCGAAUUUGAUUCAGAUACAGUUGCAUGAAACA